GUUCGCCAUUCGAGACGAAACGAGGGCCGACCGCCAGCCGCCUGCUGCCUGACGCUGCUGAUGCCUCGCCUCGUUCUUGUACUCAUGGCUGUCAGCCACGCACUCGGCGACUCCUGCAGCCAACCAUAUGGCACAGGUAUGCCAAACCUGCGACAUGGAAAGGCGCAACCAUUCAUUGAUGUGUGUGUGUGUGUGUCUGUGUACGCAGACACGUCUGGUGUGCUGAGAGUGAGAGGAGAGGAGAUAGACCACGAUGCCCGCACGGACGUCCAUAUGGCCCCGGGGCAUGUGUGCAUCGGCAAGUGGCCCACCAACCGACGCAAGCGGAUUCACGCCGCUCCUCGCUUGCCGCAUCGUCCAGCGGAUGCAGCCCACACAACGGUGUGUUUGUCGUCUGGCCUGGUCACCGCCUUGUUCGCCCUCUUCCAAGCUGCAGUCUACCUCUCUGGAGCGCUCAGUUUCCUCGUCUUUGUGCCCGGCGCGGUGCUCAUCUCAGCCGCACUCGUCAGCAGCACUUGCGGGCGGCCCACGCCGAGCAGACAAGGCCGCAGCACGGCUGGAGACGACCCCUGCACGGCUUUCCUCGAGUGCAUCUUCGGCGGCUGUGUCAAGGCGGCACACGUGGUCGCCCGUGCGACCGCCCGACUCCUCCACCCUCUCGCAUGCGGCGCGUUUCCGCACUGUGAGCUUCUCCCACAUGUCAUCCUGUGGUCGCCGGUGCUCAUGACCGCUGCCUCAGCCGCCGUGCAAUGCUGCCGCAUCACGGGCAACCUCCUCAACUGCACUUGGUCAUUCUCGUGGGUCUCGCUUCCCAUGGCCGCCGUGUGCGUGACUUUGGGGUGCAUGGCGGGGUGCGGCGGAAGCAGGGGUGCCCGGACGGUCCCUCAGAGUCUGGUAUGUGUUACCCGUGCGGGGUUGGCUGCGCUCUGGGGGUCGGGCUGGCGUGUGUUGGAGCGCCUCAUGGUUUUCUUCGCCUGCGUCUGCCCGACCGAUUUCCUUCGCCUGAAGAUAAAGCGUAAGUUGAAAACACGCGACUUGGCUGCCUUCUGUGCAUUGCUUCUUCCAUUGUGUGGACAUGUAGGAACUAAGUCGCCUUGUUGGACGAGCGUCGCGCGGCAGGUCGUCGGUGCCGUCUUCAGCACCGUCGCCCGCAUUUUCAUCCUUUGUCUCUGUGGUGCCGAGGCAGCCCCCCUGGCCUCAGGCUUCUACCGCGAGCUGGCUGGCCUCCCGGCCUCUGUCUACGGCCUCGCCGGGCUGCUCGUCAUGGGCUCGGCAUUCUGCCUACUGAUGCACCAUGGGGGCGAAGGUGGAGGUCAGUCGGCCAGCGGCAGCCCCACCAGUGGCCCGUCGCACCAGCGGCAGGGAGGCGGAGCAGGACAUGAGUGCGGCGGUGGGAACGGCUCGCAGCCAGAUGGCGAGGGUGACGAUGCCGGCGAGGGGGGCGGCGACCAAGACGGUGGGCGAGACCCCCGCCGCCGUUCGACAGCUCCUCGCCGUCCCCCGCGCACGGGUGGGUGCCGAAUGCACACAUCGUAUCGAUUGAUACCUCUCUGUCUGUGUGUGCCUCUCUGUCAGCCGUGUGGAUUUGGGUGAAAGCAGUGGACGAGGCUGAGGUCUUCUCCAAGGCCGAAGCGGCCAAGAUCGUCACUCGUCGAGUGUCCCCCAACCUGGUGCAGGAACAGCCGCCAUGGCCCAACUGCGUCUGCGUCGAGAUGGACGGUCAGCUGAAACACACACACACACACACGCAGGCAAUUCAGCGCAUUGUUUCCCCGCUCGUGUCUUCUCAGGUACGACGCCUUCGGUCGUUUCUGAGCUGCUCAGCAUUCACCCACCCCUGUGUUUUCGAUUCGUCGACGAUAUGGACGGUGCGCCGCAGACAAACGUCACUCAUACGGGAGAGUCGUACAUGUACUGUAUAUGUGUCGUUCGUUGGUCUGUGCUUCAGGUUUCGGUCUACCCAAUGGUCCCGGCGGGCAGCCACUGCAAGACAACACGGACACACCAGCAGGUGACUCAUGCUGGCACAUGCGUACUCGUGAAGCCAUCUCAUGCGCGCCUCUUCGUGCCUGCCGUCUCCCAGACGAUGAUGGUGAGCUCCCGCAGUGGCCAUAUCCGUAUGCGCAUCCCGGCAUGAAGGGUAGGUGUAGGACACAAGACCCACCCCAUUUCAUUCUUGUCCGUGUCCGUCUCCUCUGUGUCAGUGGAUGAUGACGCGACCAACGCUGUCCAUCCCCAGAUGACAGGUCAUACUUGUCAACACCAGAGUCAUGCAGGGCCGCUGCAGUCAACAAAGCUGAUUCUUUUGGGUGUGCUGCUGUUCAGGUGGCCAAGCAAUGCCAUUGAUGAACCUGCCUCCUGCUGCGAAUGCGUUUCCGCCCUCAAGCGACGGUGUGCUGUCUGAGCCUUCCACCUCAUUCACUCACGGGCAAACAUUCCUUUCCCUUCACUGAUUCAGGCGGCCCUACAUCCAUGCACCGACAAGAGGUGAACGCCGGACAGUGAAGGUGAUUCAGUCUGCACCCAUUCCUUAUGUGUGAAUCAGGGACGCAAGAGGGGCCGUGAUCGAUCGCACCCUUACUCACCCACUGGACUCCAAUCGCAUGCACCGGGUCAGCUGGUCGGCGCACUCCAUAGACGGAUUGUGAGUACUUCUUGCGGUUCAUUGACCUGAACAGGUCUAGAUCCACUGACCGCGGCCCUGUCGACAGCGGAGGGAUGGCGGGCCGCCUGCAAGAGCCCCACCGAGGAGUUCUCCGUCGACGGCUGCAUCAACUACGAGCCCUACAAGGAGGGCACGCCUGUGCUCUCUGGCGUGAGUAUCCGCUUGCGCCUCGACAACUUCCCUUCAGGCCCUGUCGUCUGGACGCCGUGGGUGCCGUCCACCACCGACCAGCACAAGCUCGACGCGGAUGCCAAGAACAAGAACAGCAGGUUUUCCCUUGGGCACAGGUGGAGGUUCCCGACGUUCGGUCGGUGGGCCGGUGGUUCUGACACUGCCAACUACGAGAGGGAUGGGGGGAGGCUGCCCACGCUGGGUGGGAGGUCCUACGUCCCGUCUCCCGUCCGCUACAAGGAGAAGGACGUCUUCCUCUGCACACAUCACGCGGACGAUGGGGACGCCCCGUGCAACGUGCUCUGCCAAGACAUCUCUGCGCACAGCAAACCCCACGACCUCGAGAAGGAGAUGCGGCGGUGGAUGGCACAGCAUCCUCCCCCCAUGAGCAUCUCUGCACAAGACGUCAGCGCCAAGCUGGUAGAGGUGGCCAGUCGGCUCAACAUGCGUAGAUUCAAUGUCAGCAAGUGGAUUAAUGCCUUCAUGCAACGGUGGCAGCAGGUGCGAUGGAGCAAACACAGGGAGGGAAGGCCGUCCAUAUGGAUUUAUGGCUGUCCAUGCGAAGUGUCUCGUCUCUGCAGGCUUCCCACAGUCCAGCAGAUGCACCAGCUGCUGCAGCGGCUGCAGCCGCUUCCCCCAAUGGCCACCACAUGACUCCAGGUAAGAGCACCAGACGAGCACCAGACGAACCAGACUGCUUCAAUGUGACCGCCUCAUCUUUCCUUCCAUCAGGUGUUGACUUUGCGCACCAUGUCAAGGGGGUGGUCGACUCAGACCCGCUCAACAACCAGGGGCUCCGCGUAUGCCGUGACGCCAGCAGUGGAGCUGUUUUCAUCCGUGUGGUGGGAGAACCAUUUGAGGUUGAGCAACUGUUUCCUGUCGGCCCUGAGCCGCUCGCGCCGACGAUCAUACGCGCAAGGCAGCACCGAGAUAGCAACACCGGUGAGCCCUCAUGCUCACGCACUCCGUCGACGAGAAUCUCUUGUGCAUAAGUGUGUGUGGCUUCGUCAUCAGUGUGCCAGAGCGAGCCACCGUCCACUUCGUUGAGCGCCCCCACGCCCAUCUCCAUGUUUCCCUCGAGCACCGGUGCGUCGGCAGCACACCAAGCAUCGCUUUCAUACGCAUCAGGUCAGGCACAUCAUACGCAUCACUGUGCCAAUCCUUAAGCCAAUACCUUACCUGUCUGCCUGUCUGUCUGUCUGUCUGCUCGUCUUCGGUGCAGGGCAGCAACUCGACCAACCCAAUGGGGUAAGACAGAGCCCAGGCUGGUCACGGCAAACAUGACAUGCGUUGUCUCUUCUUGUGCUCCUCACUUCUUCCUCAGGAAACCGUGGCUGACAUGGCACCCGCCGGACCUCCUCCCCCCGAGGACGCGGACUGUGAGAAGGUCCUCUUUGGUGAUGGUGGGGCAGCUGGGCGUGGGCGUUAAGGGGAGGGAGAGGGGUGAGAGGGGUGCUUUCAAAAAUGCUGCUUUUCCAAAAUCCAUGAUUUUUGUGAGUAAAUGGAUGUAUCAUAGUUUUUUUCCCGACGUACACGUGUCGGACCUCCCGGUCGAGGCGAUGCUGGGUGUGGUGGCGGGCGUGGUGCGGUCGUGGGGACGCGGGGGCUACGGGGUGCCGGCCUCGGCAACCCACGUGUUGCGUAAAAAAUGUGACAUACAUGUAAUGACGCGCAUGGCUAGCUGGGUGUUCAUGGUGUGCUGACGGUGCGUUUUUCGCCGUCGACCAACGAGCGCACCUCGCGCACCUCACAUCGCAAGCUCAGCCGAAACGAGGGGGGGUUGAUGGUGAGAGAGAAAGAGAGAAGGGACGGGGCACAGAAGACAGCAAAGAGGGAGGCAGGGCCGCCUGAAGGAAGCGUGUAUGGGCGAGAAAGGAAGACACAAGGGGGGAGAGGGUGCUGUUGUGUCUCGUGGGUACGUCUGCAUGCUGUGUGUGUAUGUUCGUGCUGCUGCGCUGUGCUGAUGUCUUGUGAGUCUCUUUGGCUCACCACUUGCUACUUAUCUUUGCUCACUGACGUCUGCCUUUUAUCCUGUCCGUCUGGAAUAUCCGCUCACUGACACCGAGGGAGGGUAGAGGCCACCGAGAGAGAGAGAGAGAUGCACGGAUUGACGACCCACCACUCAUCCUGCAUCUGAUGUCUGCCUGUGUACCACCAUUCCUGUGCUCAGGCAUUGACACUGAGAGAGGGUAGAAGACGGAGAGAGAGAGAGAGAGAGAGGGUGGGUGUCACUCGGCUUCAUCUGUGGAAGCUCCUGACAUGCAUACGUACAUACACACAUACUCACACAGACACACACACUAUCUCUCUCCGUGCAUACAUACAUACCAUACCUGCCUUGUAUCACUGACUGACUGACUGACUGACUACUUCACCGCCCUCGUCCAUGCGCUUUUGUCUUCGUACAUGCAUACAUACACACACGGCUGUCUGCAAUACAGCGUACAUUCCAUGUGUCCCUAUCUCUCGUGCAUCCAUACCAUACCGUACCACAUAGCCAUAGCAUUUCAUGCCAUCCCAUGCCAUGCCAUGCCAUGUAUCACUGUCUCACUACUGGCUGACUCACUGACUGACUGACUGCCUCCCAGCCUUCAUCCAUGUGAGCCACUCACAGUCGCGCUUCUAUGCUCUGACAUACAUACAUACAUACGCACCUGGUCAGCGGAGCAUGUCUAUGUGUGAUGUCGGGUGUUCUAUUUCCCCCGCCCCGCCCCCUGCCUAGCUGCCUACAUGCUCGACUAGCUCUACUAUGCUCUUACUGACUGGUGCACUCGUUGCGUAAGACUGAACUGGCCGUUUCUUAUUUGUACCCUACUCCCACAUACUUACUCAUGUUGCGUGCUUGCUUCCAUGACCUGUCAACACCACAACCGACGACCGACCCCUGUAUUUGUUCUCUGAUGGGGGCGGCGAGCGGCUCGUGGUGGGUCUCACCGGUGUUGCAUGCUAUGCACUUGUGCUACUAGCUCUCUUGCAUACUAAGGUACGUGGCCACUCGGACAAUGUAGAGUUCUCGGCAAUCGAUCCUUGUUCGUGUGAGUGAAUGUGUAUGCCUCGAUUUUGCUGUUGUGUAACCGAGGGACCGAUGGACGGUGGUCGGUCGCUCAUAAGCGAGUUGACACGUGAACGUCGGAGCAUGUGUGCGUGUCGUGUGCAUGUGACGUGCCCCCUGCCUUUCACAAUACAUGAUGAUGGUGAUACACAUGCAUCACGGGAGGGCCACACAUGGGUGAUCUGUACCAUACACACACAGGGAUGGGUCGGGUAUGGUGUUCGUUCCUUCCAGUGUAAGUCCUCACGCUAUUCUCUCUUCAGUAGGUCGUUACUGACUACGCGCAACUCGCCUUCAUUCCACCUCCCAGCAACGUGCAACGGUUCUCUGCAGCAGUACGACCAUCGCCAUACACACCCAUACGUACAUACACAUCUGGAUCGUCUGGGUCAGCGGAGCAUAUCUAUGUGUGUUGCAGUGCCAUGUUCCCCCCGCCUAGCUGCCUACAUGCUCGACUAGCUCCAUGUGCGUAAGGGGGCUCGCUCAGGGCCUGACAUGUAGUGAAAUGGCCCCUCGUGGUUGUGAUGCAUACCGCGCGUCGUGUGUAGGUGUGUGUCUUCGACUGCUCGGUGGACAGCCGCAGCAGCAGCGAGUUUUGGCUGUUUGUUUCGAUGUAGGAAUCAGGGCCCUCUUAUCGCUCAUGAUUCCUCCUACGCAUACCAUGGUUCCAUGCUUUGCGGCAGGUACUGGGGCUCCUGGGAUUGUAGUCAUGAUGAUAUCACUCCUCACCGAUCUAGCCUUGACUUCAUCUAGUCUUGACGUCUCACCCUUUCACCCAUAGGCCACGUUUUCCCUGUCUUGGCUGCGACUUUCGUCGUGUCUACGUGUCUGUCAGUGGCCGAUGUCUUGGCUCCUUGGUGUGCUACUGGGAGCCAGAGGGUGUGCACCUGCAGGUGCAACCACUCAUGAGACAUAUACGCCCGUAUCCCCAUUUUGUGGGCGAGAUACUGAUAUCAGUGCGGUCGUACGUGUUUUCUACGUGAGAGCGCGUGAGUGAGAGAGUGAGCGAGUGAGUGAGUGAGUGAAAGGAAGCAACGACAUACACUUCCAUGGGCUGCCUCCUUUCUGAUUGCUGCCUGAUGCACACUUGCCCUUACUUUCUUUCUCGUAUGCGUUUCUCUGUGUGUGUGUGGAUGCCGGCGGCAAUGGGGAGCUCCCCACACUCUGACCCGCCAGUGAUGUGAGUGAUGACUCCCUUCCGAGAGGCACGCAUGGGAUGGGUCCUUUUACACACGGAUGCGAAGCUCAUGUCACACGUAUACUCGGCUGACAGGGGCUGCCUUGCUCAUUCCCCUGUGUGUCCAUGCUUGUACGAAUGCAGGGCAGCCAUCGUCCACAGAUGCGCACUGACCGAGAUAGAUGCCUGCGGACACUCACUCACCUCCGUACGUGUACACCUAGACAGAUACGCCUGCAUACAUACAUGUGCAUGAUAUGACUAUGUGGGUGCGUGUCGUAUCUAUGUGAGUCAAUGUGCAUGCAUUUAGCUGUGUAUUCCUGAAUGACGGAUGGACGGGCUUUUUAUCACGUCGGAGCAUAUGUGCGUGUCGUGUGCAUGUGACGUGCCCCCUGCCUUUCACAAUACAUGAUGAUGGUGAUACACAUGCAUCACGGGAGGGCCACACAUGGGUGAUCUGUACCAUACACACACAGGGAUGGGUCGGGUAUGGUGUUCGUUCCUUCCAGUGCAAGUCUUCACGCUAUUCUCUCUUCAGUAGGUCGUUACUGACUACGCGCAACUCGCCUUCAUUCCACCUCGUAGCACAGACAGACAGACAGACACGUGCAACGGUUCUCUGCAGCAGUACGACCAUCGCCGCACACUCACACACAUACGUACAUACAUAUCUGGAUCGUCUGGGUCAGCGGAGCAUAUCUUUGUGUGUUGCGGUGCCAUGUUCCCCCCGCCUAGCUGCCUACAUGCUCGACUAGCUCCAUGUGCGUAAGGGGGCUCGCUCAGGGCCUGACAUGUAGUGAAAUGGCUUCUCCUCUGGUGGCUUCGGUGGUGGUGUUGGUGACAUUACCAUAGCACCACACACUUACUCAUGUUGCGUGCUUGAAUUUGAGGCCUUUGCACACCAUAACUGACGGCCGACCUGUUUAUUCGUGUCUGGUGCUGAGGAGAGAGAGAAAGCAGCACAGUGCGUGUCUCAUCUGUGGUGCGUGCUCUGCAUGUCUGCUUGCUCCCUGGGACACUUGCAUGCCUCCGUACAAUCGAUCGUCGUGUGUGUGUGUGUCUUCGACUGCGCGGCGGAAGAGAGUUCUGGCCGUUUUCCCCUGAUGCAGGAGUCAAGAGAGGGAUGGAGAGGCAGGGCUGCCCUCUUAUCGCUCAUGAGUGCUCAUGGUAUUUAUCAAUGUUUUCAUGCUUGACGGCCAGAGGCUGGGGCCUCUUAACACACACGCAGUCUAGUCUUGACGUCAUCUAGUCUUGAUCGCUCACCUUUCCAUUCACACGCCACAACUGCCUGUCUUGGCUGCUUUUUUUGUCGUGUCCUCAUGUCCGUGAGUGGUCGGUGUUUUUCCUUCUUGGCGUGCCUCCCUCAGCGCUCAUGCGUAAGUGUGUGUUGAAGUGAGAGAGCACGUGCAUGAGUGAGACACCCCGGCCGGAGCAAGGGGGUGUACUCGUCAGAUGCAACCACUGGUGAGACAUAUGCCCCCAUAUCCCCAUUUUGUAUGCGAGAUAUCAGUUCGUUCGUACGUGUUUUCUACGUGGGAGUGCGCGAGUGUGAGAGCGACGAUUCACACACAUUGGGCUGACUUGUGCUUCCUGCGUAUGCCGAACUGUGCGCCAUACAUAUCAUUGACAUGUACAUUUUCAUGGGCUGCCUCCCAUCUGAUUGCUGCCUGAUGUACAUGUGCCCUGUACUCUCUCUCCCUACCUCUGUCUGUGUGCCGUGUUAGGGAGAGAUGAGUACAGGGGGAUUCCCCACUCUGAUGAUUCCCUUCCGGUUGUGAGUUUUUUCACGGAUGGGGAGCUCAUGCUCGAUUGACAAGGGUUGCCUUGCUCUGAUGCCAGUGCAGGGCAGCCCUCGUCCGCACAUUCGCACAUGCAUCCGUGCGCGUGUGGCCACACACGUACCAGAAAGAUACGCUUGCAUACAUACAUGUGUAUGAUAUGACCAUGUGGGUGCGUGUAUGUCUGUGGUAUGACUAUGUGAGCGCCAAUGCGUAUGGUUGUGUCCACUCUCUUCCUUGCACGUGUCCACGCUGCAUCUGUCCGUGCAUGUUAUGUGAUCAUGGAUGUAUGUUUGUGUGUCUUGUGUGAGUCUUGUGUGUAUGGGCCUACAUCUCACGCGAGAGAGAGACUACAUGUAUGCAUACCUAUCUACAUACAUCUAUCUUCAUUCACUCAUUCAUUCAUUCAUUCAUUCAUUCAUUCACACAUACAUCGGAGGGGUCUACGCUUGUCUUAAGGCAGCUGCAGCUGGUCGGCUCUCACCGUGCUUCGCUGGUGUUUGAUUUGUGAUUGUUGCACACCCACAUGCACACUCGGGAUGCUUGGAAGACACUUUGAAAGAUUCACAUGCAUACUCGAGUCAAUGAACGUGCCUUUCUCUCAG
Molecule: messenger RNA, 9448 nt
Organism: Vitrella brassicaformis
Lineage: Eukaryota; Vitrellaceae
Source: the annotation of a GenBank genome assembly